AUGGUUCGACGGCGAUCUGCUUCCCCACAAGCUUCUGCCCCUGUCCGUUCCGCUCCUCGUCCAGCUCCUCGUCCAGCCGCUGCGGCGGCACCUCCCCAGCCAGGUUCGUGUUUGUCUCAUUGAUUAUUUUUCUUUUGAAUUUUUUAAAAUUUUUGCUUUUUAUCAUUUUUGAGAGAAUCAGUUUUUUUCUACAGCUAUUCUCAUUCUACCCGUUUAUCUCUUUUUGAGAAAGCUUUCUUUUUUUUUUUCAUUCUUUAAUGAGUUUCACGCGAGCUUCAAUGAUUGUUAUUCAGCUUCUUCUCAUGCUCCGCCACCUCAAAUGGCACAGUCGCCGAUGAUGCCUCCUCCAGGCGCCGCCCCAUCACGAGGACCUGGACUUAUGGGCCAAAUGGCCGCUACUGCUGGCGGUGUUGCUAUCGGAAGUGCUGUUGUAAGUGAACACUGACCCGAAUACAUAUUUGCCCAGUAUUUUGCGAUUACUCAAUGUUUCUGCUUACAGGGACAUGCUGUUGGCAACAUGUUCACGGGAGGAAGCGGAACUCGCGAAGAGGCUCCAGCUCUUCAGACUGCCACGGUUCCGCAACAGCAGCAGUUCUCCCAGCCUUGCGAGUUUGAGUGGAAGCAGUUUAUUGAUUGGUAUGUUUUUUGUGCCGAUUUCAAGUAUCAUCAAUCGUUUGUCUAUGAACUCCGGGAGAAUGAAGAGGAGCUCAGACUCAAAAAACUCCAGCGACAUUGAAUUAAGCCGAUAGGAAAACAGUCUAUAAACAUAUCUCACUAAGCUUUCUCGAUCGAUUUACAAUCUAGUAAAAAAGUAGUAGAGACUUACCAUUUAGUAAAAUAAUCUCUUAGUUGAAGUCGGAAAAUGUUUAUGUCCUUUGGUUUAGUGAAUAUACAUUUUACAUAAAACUUAUAUAAACGGCAGAAGAACGCCCAGAAUUUAGCGCUUUUUGAAAGUUCUUUUUUUCAAUUUACAAAAAAAGGGGAAAAAAAUAAGUUUUCAAGUUGCUCAAUUAGAAAAAUUUUAAAGUUGAGAAAAAAAGCUUUAUUUGUUAAUUUUAUUUCUUUCAGCUAAUAAAAAAAGCUGUAAUUUCUUGGUCUCAAAUAUCUCUUUUUAACGAAAUUACUGAAAUGAAGGAGAAAUGUUUUUAUUCAGUUUCGACUUUCAAAUGGAUCAUUUGAAGUUUUAUUGCAAGUCAUUUUCAGCUCUCAAAUGCAGUCGGACGUUUCUUUGUGCAAUGGAUUCAACGAGGCCUUCAAGCAGUGCAAGGCCCGCUACAAUUAA
Messenger RNA from Caenorhabditis auriculariae, 1282 nucleotides. NCBI's taxonomy places the organism in Eukaryota, Metazoa, Nematoda, Chromadorea, Rhabditida, Rhabditidae. The record is from the annotation of a GenBank genome assembly.